Messenger RNA from Andrographis paniculata, 1477 nucleotides. Its product is annotated as 26S proteasome non-ATPase regulatory subunit 6 homolog. NCBI's taxonomy places the organism in Eukaryota, Viridiplantae, Streptophyta, Magnoliopsida, Lamiales, Acanthaceae. The record is from RefSeq and is a predicted model, not a curated record. Bases 137 to 1297 code for a protein of 386 amino acids. The transcript has 8 exons. Gene Ontology annotation, biological process: proteasome-mediated ubiquitin-dependent protein catabolic process.
GAGUAAAAAAUCCGAUACUGUAGAAAAAAACCUUUGGAACAUUGUACCUCCCUCUCCAAGAAACCUCUUUCGAAUUCCGAUUUCGAUCUCUGAAACUUUUCGAGUGGAGCGUAAGGAAGGAAGCGAGGAAUCAUCAAUGGAAGGUGAAGAAGGAACGCAGCAGCCGCAGCUGGUGUUGGCGCACAAGCUAUUCCUUCUCGCGCAACCUGAUGUGGACGACAUCGAAAAAGUUCGCAUUCGGGAUGAGGUCUUCAGCUUUAUCACUACCCACGAUAUGGCUCCACUGUACGAAAACCUAGUUGCCGACAAAGUUCUGAAUUUAGAUCAAAAUGCCCUCGAUUCGAUGCGUGCCAAAAUCGAGGAUGAAUUGAAGAAACUGGACGAGAAGAUUGCUGAUGCUGAAGAAAAUCUGGGUGAAAGUGAAGUUAGGGAGGCUCACUUGGCUAAAUCCCUAUUUUAUAUUCGAAUUGGUGACAAGGAGAAGGCACUCGAACAACUCAAGCUAACAGAAAGCAAGACUGUGGCAGUUGGACAAAAGAUGGAUCUGCUAUUCCACACAUUACAAAUUGGUUUCUUUCACAUGGACUUUGAUCUUAUCUCUAAAAGCAUCGACAAAGCCAAGAACUUGUUUGAAGAGGGUGGCGAUUGGGAGAGGAAGAACCGGUUGAAGGUGUAUGAAGGUUUAUAUUGCAUGUCCACUCGCAACUUCAAGAAAGCAGCCAGUCUUUUCCUUGAUUCCAUUUCUACAUUCACCACUUACGAGCUUUUCCCGUACGACACCUUCAUAUUUUACACUGUCCUUACAAGCAUCAUAUCCUUGGAUAGAGUUUCCCUGAAACAAAAGGUUGUGGACGCCCCGGAGAUAUUGACGGUCAUUGGAAAAAUUGCAUAUUUGUCAGACUUCUUGAACUCACUAUACGACUGCCAAUAUAAAUCAUUUUUUACAGCAUUCGCUGGGUUGACCAAGCGUAUCAAGUUGGAUCGCUACUUGCAUCCACACUUCCGGUACUACAUGAGGGAGAUCAGAACUGUCGUUUACUCACAGUUCUUGGAAUCUUACAAGAGCGUGACAAUAGAAGCUAUGGCCAAGGCAUUUGGAGUCUCCGUGGAUUUUAUUGACCUGGAGCUGUCUCGUUUCAUAGCAGCGGGGAAGUUACAUUGCAAGAUAGACAAAGUUGCCGGCAUUUUAGAAACCAACCGUCCCGAUGCCAAGAACGCCCUCUACCAAUCAACCAUCAAGCAAGGGGAUUUCUUGUUGAACCGGAUUCAGAAGCUGUCUCGUGUUAUUGAUCUUUGAAACAGACAGGUAUGUCGACUCCCAUGUUCUUUUAGGGUUACUUUGCUCGGAUAAGGUGUUCUUGUAUCGACCACUUGAGAAAAUUCAUAAACCUUUUUAUGUGAAAAUUCAUCGGUUUCUCGUAAACCUUUUUAUGUCUGAUUUCUAAUUUUAUUGGUGAAAAUGUUCUUUUUGCUUUGC